Peniophora sp. CBMAI 1063 is the source of this 567-nucleotide messenger RNA. NCBI's taxonomy places the organism in Eukaryota, Fungi, Basidiomycota, Agaricomycetes, Russulales, Peniophoraceae. The record is from the annotation of a GenBank genome assembly.
AUGGGCAUCCGCUCUGAUACGUUUCCCGCUUUCCCACAAAUCCUAUCCUAUCCACCCGCACCAGAUCCGAAUACGGACGGGCGGCGCGUCAGCGGGAAAGGCAUCUGUCCUUGCCCGUGUCCUGAUCCGCGCGAACGGUUCACAGAGUGGGAAAGAGAGCCGAAGGCUGAGGAGGGCGAGGGCGAGAUUGCGAGCAACGUGAGGGGCGUCGAGGAGCGUUGGGGCGAGGAGGACGUGCUCGCCAGCGCCGCUACCGAUGCCGAAUUCGAAGACGAGGGACCGGAUGUAGCCGACACUUCAUUUGUCAUCGUGCGGCGCGAGGGGUAUGUUAUUGGACAGGAGAUGUCGUUCACGGUGGAUAUUGCAGCGGGCGCGGAGUGGGGAUGCGGGAGUGCGGUGGAUUAUCCAGACGUGGUGAGCGCUGAGAGCGGAUCCAGGUCGUCUGGUGUGGCGUGUGAUGGAGGAGAAGGCGGGAGGGAGUCGUACUGCGAUUGGACGAAGGCCCAUAUCUGCGCCGCGUCAAGGUCGCCUACUUCGGAUACGACCCGCAAGUGGGGAUGGGAAUAA